Molecule: messenger RNA, 1016 nt
Organism: Corticium candelabrum
Lineage: Eukaryota; Metazoa; Porifera; Homoscleromorpha; Homosclerophorida; Plakinidae
Product: enkurin-like
Exons: 7
Coding region: 71-853 (260 amino acids)
Cellular component (GO): acrosomal vesicle
Molecular function (GO): calmodulin binding
Source: RefSeq, a predicted model, not a curated record
UAUGGUUCCAUAGCAACAAGUAAGCUGAGUCAAGGGAGAGGUAAACGGGCUUGACAAGGUCGCAGUGAAUAUGGAGCAGAGUGAAGAAAGCAUCUACAAUCUCGUUGCGCAAGAAAGAAUGGUAGCGAAGAAGCCUGCGCGCUACCAGUCUAAGUUUCGAUCAAUGACUCAAAGUGAGUACAAGGCGAGAAAACAAGGAGCUAACACGAUGGGACCUGCAAAAGUGCCAUUGAAUUCAACACAAGAUUUUCUCAAAAAGCGAUCAGGAGAACCAAAACUUCCAGAACCGUCUCCGUUCAAGUACCCGGAUAAGGAGAAGAGACCGACGGUGCCUACACGGAAAGAUCAACCAAUGAUGGGCGUGAAGUGUAACAAAGAUUUUAUUAAAACCAACGCUGUGGAAACUAUCAACUCAGUCGCUAAGAAACCGAGUGAAAGAUACGCAGAUACAGUGAAAGGAGCAACUCACGCACUCACCCCAUCAGGACUCGUUCCGAAAUAUUUACAAAAGAAGGAUUAUGGAAAGACACCGGGAUAUCUAACGAAACGUAGGGAAGAAAUGGAACAGGCACAGAGAGAAUACGAAGAAUACGUCGAGGAAUCAAGACGACAAGGAGCUCUCAAGCAAAUACAAGACGACGAACGUGAUGUGAUAUUGGCUGGUCUGAAGAAGAACUGGGAAGAAGUACAUCAUCAGUAUCAAGGACUUUCUGUUGUUGCCGACACGGCACCAAAGAAGGCACGCAAAGAACGAAUGGAAGCCGAGAUGAAACAACUCGAGAAAGACAUUGAAAUGAUAGAAAAACAUAAAGUCAUUUACAUCGCUCACGAUCAGCCAAAGUUUUGGUACUAAGACUCUGCAUAUUCAUCUGACACUGUAGCUAUAGAUACGUGACGUAGCGAGACCAACAAGCAAGUAUACACUACAAUUAAAUUAGGAGACAGUACGCAGGGCGGAUUUUAGUGCGCGCGCGUGUGUACAUGUUAUACAAACAUUAAUACAAUCGCAAUACAAA